AACUGGAGCUAAUCUGCCCCUUUUUCCUACACUCCCUCCCGAUGCCAAUCCCUGACCCAUCCUUUAGAGCAUUUUUCCAUUCUGCAGCCCUAGCCGCCCGCCGUACAUUCUCCAGCCCCUGCCCCACGGUAUCCACCUAGCUGCGCCGCACCACCUUCUACGUGGUUGAACUGGAUAACGAGAAGAUCUUCUCUCCAUUUUGUCUCUGUUCUUCGAUUCGGCUGGACCAGGAGAAGCUUUGAUUCAUCUGCUGCUUUGUCUCAGCUAUAUCAGUCGCAUAGCUGAAAAUCUGGAAUUGUGGGCUGCAUUCCAGUUAUGGCUUAUCUUCAAUAUGGUAGAAAUGCCUUACGGCAUAUUAUCAAAGAAACUAACCUUAAGAGGUCUGAUGGUGCUAUACAUCCACUUCUCUAUGCUUGCCAGGGAGCUCGAUUCAGAAAGUUAGAAGUUAUUCUUACAACGAACAUAGAAAAGCUCGGGAAAGCUGGUCAGACAGUUAAGGUUGCUCCUGGGCAUUUUCGCAACCACCUCAUGCCCAAAUUGCUUGCUGUUCCUAAUAUUGACAAGUUUGCCCAUCUUAUCAGGGAGCAGCGCAAGAUUUAUCAACAUGAGGAAGAAGAAGAAGUUAAAGUAAUUAAAGAGACUGAGGAAGAUAAGAUGAAAGAAUAUGAAACAGCAGCAAAACGUUUAACUAAUUCCAAGCUGACAAUUAGGGCAAUCAUCAAUACUGAAAAAUUCAGUGCUCGCGCAACAAAAGAUGAGCCCAUAGAAAUUCGUUCACCAGUAACAGAGGAUGACAUUGUGAGAGAGGUUGCAAGGCAGCUUAAUGUGCAAAUUGAGCGGGAUAAUAUACAUCUUCCAUUGCCUUUGCGCACUUUUGGAGAACAUGAAGUUCAACUACGCUUGCCUAAGUCUAUCCCAUUGCCAGAGGGGAAGGUUAACUGGACUCUUACCGUUAAAAUCCGGGGUAAAUAAAGAACUACUUUACAGGUGCUACAACCUUUGCAAGGAUUUUAUGACGGUUUUCAUCUUAUUUGAAAGCUAUACAGAUUUUCAGAGCUGAGCCAAGCACUUCAACACCUUGACAUUUUCUUCGAGGCCCUGAAAUACUUUUUUUUCUUCUUUUUGGGUCUACGAGCAUUCAAUAAUCAAUUCGGAUGAGAAUUCAUGGGGGAUGAAUUUUGAGUAUUGCAAUUUUAUCCCAUAGUGUUGGAAGUGGCUGUUAUAUUUAACCGUGUGUCUUGUCGCCUAAGUUCGUUAUUAAAAUUGAACAGUAUUUUUGAAAGUGGGAUAGGUUUUAUAUAAAAUUCUCAUCUUUAAAAAUGUUA
This is a messenger RNA of Manihot esculenta (cassava), 1325 nucleotides long. RefSeq names its product 50S ribosomal protein L9. The record is from RefSeq and is a predicted model, not a curated record. Gene Ontology annotation, biological process: translation. Gene Ontology annotation, cellular component: mitochondrion; ribosome. The transcript has 6 exons. NCBI's taxonomy places the organism in Eukaryota, Viridiplantae, Streptophyta, Magnoliopsida, Malpighiales, Euphorbiaceae. Bases 316 to 972 code for a protein of 218 amino acids. Gene Ontology annotation, molecular function: structural constituent of ribosome.